AUGAACAAUUAUCAUAUUUACGACGAAAUUGGAAAGGGCCGCCACAGUCGUGUCUAUAAGGGGCGACAGAGAAAGUCGAUAGAGUACUAUGCGAUAUCGUCCAUAGAGAAAUCGCAGCGGCAGCAUGUGCUCACAAACGUAAAAUUCCUUCGGUCCUCAAAUCACCCCCGUAUCAUCAAGUUUCACAACUGGUACGAAACAAACAAUCACCUGUGGGUUAUUACCGAACUUUGCACAGGGGGAGACAUGCGGCAGGUGUUACAUCCAGAAAGUCGCCUGUCAGAGGCAGCUGUCCGCUUGUAUGGUGGGGACAUUGCGGAGGGUCUCAUGUACAUCCACUCACGUGGAGUUGUGUACCGUGAUUUAAAGCCGUCUAAUGUCCUUAUGGACUCCACCAUGGCAAUGCGGUUCUAUGAUUUCGGACUUUCGUGUAACUUUCCCGUAAACUGUGGAGGUGGCACGAUAGGGACUGCGAUGUACAUGGCCCCGGAACUCUUCAUGAAGGAGGGCGUGCCGUCCAUUGCAUCCGACUUGUGGUCUUUUGGAUGCGUGCUGCUGGAGAUGAGAACUGGAAAACCCCCGUUUGAUGCCGAUAACUUGGAAGAACUAAUUACACAAAUUCUCACGGAACCAUAUCAUCCCCACGAGGAGCUUUCUGAUGAGCUGAAUGAGCUACUCGGGAAGUUGCUAGUGAAGAACCCUCUAGAACGGGCAACGUGGGAAGAUGUUGUAUUGAGCCCUUUUUGGCAGGGUCGACUGCAUAUGCCUGCCGCCCCUCACCCACCCCAACCUGCUUUUGAGAGUUUAAAACAGAAACGGCUCGCUUCUGAUGGGGGAAAGGGUGACUUUGUGAUGACACUAGAGGAAGCCAAGAAGGCGGUAGAAUGGACUGUAGAGGUUGCGAAGCGCAACUUUAUUCUCACGCAACCCGACUCUGAUGGAUCCGCGCUGAUAUGUCUGGGUGUGUACGAUCGCAUUGACACAAGAGACCUCACUGGAGAAGGUGAGGGUGUUCGCGACCCUACGUCAGGUUCACUGAUAGGGGAUGGAAAUUCGUGUGCCUCCCCCUCGUCUUGUGUAGCCCGGGUGGGCUGUGACAGCAACGCGGGGCGGCAAGGUGACGGCGCAGCACAACGGGAAGGCGAUCACAACAGGGAGAUGGUGAGCGAUAUUGGUACAGCCGUUGGUGGUAACGCCGCAAAAAAUAGCAACGUGAAACAGUUGGUAGGCGGAGGUAAAUUCAGUACUGCUCUUAUCGAUAGCCUGUUGAGCCAUGUAUCAGACGCGCACGUUAGGCCGCUGGUUAUGAAUAAUCACAUCGAGCGGUUUGUUGAACAAAAGUAUGAUGCCAAAGCUCUAGGCUUCGAGCCGCUGACGAAGAGUCAGUUGAAAGCUUACGAUGAAGAACAAAAGGCUCGCUUUGUGACGAAAGUGUACCAGAGACUAUCGUCAUCCUCUUUGUCUUGCGAAGACAAGCUGAAUGUACUCUGUUACUUUGAAUCUAUAUGCUCGGAAAGUUCUACCGCCAAUUUUGUUGUGAGCAGCUCGAUCAUGACGUUGUGUCUCAAUAUGGCCGGCCAUCGCAAAGCUUCUUCUAGCUUCCGUGCCACGGCAGCGUCCAUCAUGGGCAUUCUUGUCCGGCAUGCCACAUUUAUACACCCGGAUCUCGCCAAGGUUAAUAUCCUUGCUUCAAUAGUGAAAAUGUACGCUGAGGAGGAGAGUUCUCGAGUACGGCGUAAGUUGGUUGCAUGCUACGGCGAGUUUCUCAUCUAUAUAGCAGUGCAGCAAGAGCGGGAGCGUGCCGUGUGGGGCGUUGACGUUCCCGCCACCUUCAAUCUAUACAGGAGCCUUUUGAACGACCCGGACGAUGUGCAGAAGCACUACGCCAUCAAAACCAUCGAAAAUCUGGCAUCGGUGGGUAACCGCCAAAUCGCACUUGACGCCUUCGUGAAUGCGGAAACGAUUUCCCUGUUGCUCUCUAUACACGCGUUACCUCCAACGCCAACUUGUGGUGAAUAUAUGCGAGCUGCCGCAGCGUGCACGGCUCUGAAACUUGCGAUGCUCCGGGAGGAACUCAUACCUGCUGUGCUGGAGUCCCCAUACCUAAAGCUUGAAGCGUAUGGUGGUGUACUUGCUGCACCUAGUCCAAAAUUGGCACAAGCGUUGUUGACGUUUGUAAACAUGACGUUAGUUAAGGGGAUGGUGGGGUUACGGCACGCAAACAUUACAAAGCUUGGGAAACCAGAUGCAACAAGCCCUUUCGCCUCUUCGCGGCUUACGGGAGACAAGGCGAAGGGGGUGCUGACCGCACUUAGUGGGGUCGCUGAGGCAGUUGUGCGCGGGCUUCGUAACGGCAGUGAACACGCUACAACAGCGAUGAAGGGAAAAACGUUGGUGUUGUUUAUUCUCUUAGGAUGCAUGGACGAGCAGCUACUGGUAAGGUUCUUCACUUCAUCCCGGUGUGUUGCGUACGCCGAUGGUAUAGCGAAGGACAAGGACAGCUACGUGCAACGUUGCACACAGGGCUUUGCUGUGUACCUGAGUUAUUUCUUCGGUUCACAGUUGGAAGGAUUGACUCACGGGGCACCGUCCUUCAUGAUGAACAACGUCCCCAGUGCUCUGUGUAACCUAUUAGGUACUAGGCACUUGUCCUCUAUGUUGCAGCUAAAUGAUAAAGUCUUUUCCAGUAUUGGGAAGUGUCUUGUGAUGGUGUCCUCGUCGUCACGCUAUGCUGCUGCUGGAACGAAUCUCCAUGAAUUGGUAGAGCUACUAGCGCAGAAUCGCGAGUUAGUGUUGCGCCACCGUCUUGUUAUUUCGAGUGAUAUUUUUCCACCAUAUUUGAGCAUGCUGGCCGAAUCUGAGAGUGAGCGCCGUUUCCUAUCGUUGCGAAUCCUUAGAGCGUUGAUUGUCCCUUUUGGCUCAGAGUCAUCUCGUCAGAAUGAGGAAGCACAGAAAGAGGGUGCGAUGUUGGACCGUGUGAUGCAGGUGGUAGCUGGUAUGCUGGGUGAUUUGCUGAAGGAGGUUGAGCCCAUCCCUGUUCAUGGUAUCGGAUUGUUGGCAACGUGCGGCGAGAGGCGACCCAAGACGCUUGCCAACCUUGCGACUGUGGAGCUCAUAGGCGAACUGGUUCGGUACAUGAUGCGAUCGAGGCAGAGCGGUGUUUCCAGUCCACUACAACUGGUCAUGCUAGCACUACAGACGGAGCGCGGUGGCGUUCUGAUGGAUUACCUUGCAGAGCAGAACUUUCCUGUGGAGGUGCUGCUGAACAUUUUGGUGAUGGCUGUGGAGAAGGAGGUGGAUAAUCUGCUGGAACCGUGCUGUGAACUCUUUGAACAUUUCCUAAAGCAGGCGGUAGCUAAUCCCAACGCUGCUGCAUUACGCCAGUCAGUUAUGUCCGUCGCACCACGGGCCCUGGAGACGCUGUGGCUCCCUCUGUGCACUUCUCCUGUUGGUACCACUGCAAAGAGUGCCGCGGCGUGUGUGUUGUAUUUUACGCAGCUUUCUCCAGAAGUGGGGCAGGAAUUGCUCUCUGAUGGUAACGUCCAAUACAUACGUGAGGUUUUGGACAAGUGUCGAAGUCCUGGAGCGGUUGUGUGUGUUAUACGUACCCUACGUCUCAUUCUUGAACGAGGUACGAAGCACGACGCGCAAAAGCUCAUGCCCUGGCUGCUUGGCUCACUGGAGGCUGCUGAGCAAGACCAAAAAUGCGGUGGCAUUGUUGCUUUGGAAAUUAGGGGUAUUAAAGAACUUUUACGUCCCUAG
Molecule: messenger RNA, 3762 nt
Organism: Trypanosoma brucei brucei TREU927
Lineage: Eukaryota; Euglenozoa; Kinetoplastea; Trypanosomatida; Trypanosomatidae
Product: protein kinase, putative
Exons: 1
Coding region: 1-3762 (1253 amino acids)
Biological process (GO): protein phosphorylation; phragmoplast assembly; cytokinesis by cell plate formation
Molecular function (GO): protein kinase activity; ATP binding; microtubule binding
Source: RefSeq, a predicted model, not a curated record